This is a messenger RNA of Etheostoma spectabile (orangethroat darter), 7462 nucleotides long. RefSeq names its product transcription factor Maf. The transcript is spliced from 3 exons. The record is from RefSeq and is a predicted model, not a curated record. Gene Ontology annotation, molecular function: RNA polymerase II cis-regulatory region sequence-specific DNA binding; DNA-binding transcription factor activity, RNA polymerase II-specific. Gene Ontology annotation, biological process: regulation of transcription by RNA polymerase II. NCBI's taxonomy places the organism in Eukaryota, Metazoa, Chordata, Actinopteri, Perciformes, Percidae. Bases 437 to 1438 code for a protein of 333 amino acids. Gene Ontology annotation, cellular component: nucleus.
UUUUAACUCGUCGGCUGACUGAUGCCUUAGAAAAAAUCUAUCAAUCCUAGGGUGGAGUUUUUUUUUUCUUCCACAAAGCAACUAUUUGCCCGGGACACGUGCGUGAACCUCUUCAAUUUGGCGCACUAAUCCUAAAAGGAGCCAUGAAGUGUUAAAUGGUAGAAACAGAGACAGCGGCGCUCAGACACCCGCACGCUGGGAGAGAGGGAGGAAACAGCGCUGCUCCAAUGCGUCUGUGCAACACAGACUGAAGAAAAAAAAACUUAUCGACUCACAAAACCAAAACCUGCGCUGCGCAAUUAGUGCGUGAAAAUCCACUUUUUCUUCGGUUUUGAAGAAAAUAAAUAAAGAAAUCAAGCUGGCUCAGUGCGUGUCUCAGCAGCCCACUUUGACAGGUGCUCCUCACCCCCUUUGGAGGACUGUCAACAGCAAGAGGAUGGCAUCAGAGCUGGCAAUGAGCAACUCCGACCUGCCCACCAGUCCCCUGGCCAUGGAAUAUGUUAAUGACUUCGAUCUGAUGAAGUUUGAAGUGAAAAAGGAGCCGGUGGAGCCCGAUCGCAGCAUCAGCCAGUGCAGCCGCCUGGUCGCCGGGGGAUCCCUAUCUUCCACCCCGAUGAGCACGCCUUGCAGCUCGGUUCCCCCCUCGCCAAGCUUCUCGGCGCCCAGUCCGGGAUCAGGGAGCGAACAGAAGGCACACUUGGAGGAUUUCUACUGGAUGACCGGGUACCAACAGCAGUUGAACCCCGAGGCUCUGGGCUUUAGCCCGGAGGACGCCGUAGAGGCGCUGAUCAGCAGCAGUCACCAGCUCCAGAGCUUCGAUGGCUAUGCCAGGGGGCAGCAGUUCGGCGGCGCAGCCGGGCCAGGAGGCGCCAUGGCCGGGGAGGAGAUGGGAUCAGCGGCCGCCGUGGUAUCCGCGGUUAUCGCUGCAGCCGCAGCUCAGAACGGGAAUCCCCACCACCACCAUCACCAUCACCACCACCACACAGGAGCACACCACCCCUCCUCCGGGUCUCAAUCCGGCGGCGGCAUGGGGGGAAACCACCAGCACCUGCGCUUGGAAGACCGGUUCUCGGACGAGCAGCUGGUGACCAUGUCGGUGCGGGAAUUGAACCGGCAGCUCCGGGGGGUCAGCAAGGAAGAGGUGAUCCGUCUGAAACAGAAGAGGAGGACACUAAAGAACAGAGGCUAUGCCCAGUCCUGCCGGUACAAACGGGUCCAGCAGCGGCACGUCUUGGAGGGAGAGAAGACACAACUCAUUCAGCAGGUGGACCACCUCAAGCAGGAGAUCUCCCGGCUGGCCAGGGAGAGGGACGCCUACAAGGAGAAAUACGAGAAGCUGAUCAGCACCGGCUUCAGAGAAAACGGAGGAUCCAGCAGCGACAACAACCCCUCAUCCCCGGAGUUUUUCAUGACGUCAAGAAAAUUCCUCCAUCUGUGAUAGAGAGCUGUGACUUCUCCGCCCCACCACCCUGGAGUCUGAGAUAUCAUGACUCUGGAAUGCUGAUGUUCCAAGAGCAACCUCUGGCACCCAGACUGCCAUAAAGCACAAUGUCUCAAAAGCGUCCCGACAGCGGCUUCACGGCAACCAAUCCACAGAAAACCCAAAGUCAGAAUUCAAUAAUACAACAAUGAUGAUACAAAAUAUAAACAAGAGACUGAAAUCACUUUCAAAUUCUUCUACUACAACAACAACAACAACAAGGGAAGAAACACAGAAAUUAAAGAUCCUGGACUCUGGAAAAAAACAAUUCUCCACCGUCUGUUUUUGCUAUUCAAAAGGACACGAAUCAUCCCUUAAAAUACCUCCAAAUUGUAAUUUAGAUUUACCAGAGUAUAAAUUAUUAAUACGUAGGUUGAGUCAAAUAACUAAGAGAAAAGAAAAAUGAUGUCCACACCCCUUUAGCACAUGCCCAGAAAUCAGGAUAUUGUAAAUACUGUACAGAAAAAACAAAUAGGGACAUUGAUAAGAAAUAAAAUUAUUGCAGAAUAUUGUAUAUAGCCAUAAGAAUCAUACCUCUAGUGUGUUUAUAUAUCCAUGAGUGUCACAUGCCCAUUACUCCUUAUUUUAUUUGAGCCCAAAAAGAUUUAACCAACGCUCUCUGUAUCUCAAUAGGAAACAUCAACAUCCACGUAGAACUAGACAAGAGGAUACUGAAUUUAAUUGGAACAAAAGACACAAUAUUUGCCAACUGGAAAGAAAGACACAAUAUUUGCCAUAUAGUGCAAUUUUGCUGGAAACGGAUGCAUAUGCCAUAGAAUGUAUGCUUAUUAGGUAACCUUGUAUUAUUAGCAAGACAGGUCAUUUGCUUUUUUGAACUUUGCUCUUUUAAAUAGUUGUGAAAUGAAGACUUGAAAACGUAAAAAAAAAAAGCUACUGAGACAAACAGAGAAAAAAAAACAACUUUAAGAGAUCCCUGAAAUCCUCCCAAAUCUUCUCCGGUCCCGCACCUCCCAUUGUAAACUACCACAGCAGAGCUGAAGACAACUUAAACUUUAAUUUAUUCAGUAGUGUAUAUAAAAACCCCUCCUGUACUGUUUAUGUAGUGUAAUUUAGCCCCCGUAGUGACGUGACAUAGCCAGAUGGACUUCUGUGGUUUGGCAGCUCUCUUGUAUCGUGCAGUACAGUUAACUUUUAUUACGUUCAUACCUAACUGGACAUGACAGUGACCCAACAUCCUUCCUGUUGGGCCAGUCCACCUUCUCCACCUCCUCGUUGGUCCAUCAGAGGGCUUGUAUGCCUGCUGACCUCUCUGCAACCAGGCGCUCGCUCAGCUCCCACAGGCUUUCAGCGCUGCUCUGGUCCUGGGCCUGGAUGGACGGCAGGCAGCGGAAGCAGUUGUUGAAGUACAUGCCGCCUAACCCUUCCAGCUCCGGCGCUACGGCACAGUACACCGUAGUGGCCGCCCCUUGUUGCUGGGGACAGAGAAACGCAAAGAAAGAAAUACGAGUUCAGCAGGCAACUCAUGACACUGAGAUAACAAGGCAGCGUCAGCCGUCGGGAGAAGACAAAAUACGGAGAACCCAUUUACUGACUUAGACAUUAGGACGUGCCCUGUCCAGAGAAAGAACAGUGGACACCAACUACAUCGCUAUGUCCUCUGUGAGACACAUACAUCUACACACACACUAACACAGAAAUAUAGACAGCAGGACAGAGUGUCAACAGGAAGAAUAAGAAAAAAGGACUCUACAAGCUGUCUCUCCCCUCUUCCAGCAGCCCAUGAUGACUGGGUCAUAUUGCCAUGGGAACAGCAUAACUCCAUCACUGUACAUAUAUUUAUAUACAUAUACAUAUAUUUAUUUAUUUAUUUAUUUCACUACUCUGUGUGUACAGGACCUCUGGCUACAUGGGACCAUAAGAAUGCUACAGAUGUAUAGACUCACAAUGGCGAAUGUGAGAACAUGAAAAUUACACCAGCUCCUGUAUGGAGGAAACGUAUGUAUAGUGUUAAAGAACAGGUUUUAUGCCAUGGUUAUAAAUGUAUAUUUUCACAUGUUGUGUAUAUGGGUUCAGCCAGGCUUUUAAAGUUGAGAAAAAGUACUGGGAAUGAUGCAAGUACAAUUCUGUACCUAGGUGUUUCAAUCAGAAGCUAGAAUAGAUAAGCGAUAUUUUCGCAGAGAGUAGACACACACACACAGACACACACACACACACAAAGUCCUUUUAAAGGCAGGUUUAAAUCUGAAGAUCACUCAAGUCUCAACCCAUAAAUUGACUCUGACUCGUUUCAUGUUGUAAGGCGAGAUGCGCUGUAAAAGAAAAACAGUAUUUAGACGCAAACUGCUAAAUUCUCUAAUACACCCUGUCCCAUCAGUCAGUAAUUAGUAGGGAUAUUCUUGGAGGAGGGAGACUUCUGUGACAUUUGAAAAUGAAAGUUGAAACUGCAGCAGAAUAAACACGUCAGAGAGAAUUACACACAUAACCCAACUGCUCAAAGAGGGAUCUUUCAUGUUGCAGCUCUGGCUAAAAGCUGCUGUGACAGCUUCCCUGUAAACUCUGGGGCUGGAGACAACUUCUAUACGGCCACAUGAAAUGGCUUGCCUCUUUAUCUCCCAAUGAGAGGCAGCCUGAAUGAGAUGGGGGGCAGAGAGAGUGAGAGGGAACACUGAUGUGGAGGCUGAGGACUAAUGUUUAGCACAGGGCACUGGCACAUACUUAGACAACCCCAUAUGUGCACUAGUCAAACAUGGGCACACAUGCAUUAUGGAGCCACAUUACAUGCCCAAUGUUUGAACAGUUUCCUAAAGCGGCUACAAGACAAAUACACAUGAAGCGGAAAGAUCCAUCGAGGUCUAAAACAUUUAUACUUUCUCAUGCAAGUACAAAAAUGUGCACAUGAAUACAAAUACAAUGAACGAACUACACACACCAACCAGAUUCCAAGAAUUUAUUUUUCUCAUCAACACACACCAAAACACAAGCCACACACUCACACACAACCCCCUCUCAGCUCUUUGUAAACUUCCGCCAGGAGGAGCCCUGGUGUGUAACGUUGCAGCAGCAGAUUGAGUGUGUUUGAAGUGCAGUGUGAUGAGAGAGCUGGUAAACAGCAGAUGAAAAGGCAGCAUCUCCCUGUGUGCCGCUGUCUGUCUCACCUGCCAGUGGGGCGAUAACUUCAUCCACAUCACAUGUCGCCAUAUCAAAGGCAGACAAAUGCCAAGCAGUGUCUCUGAGUUGCAGGUUCACACGCGCUCAGUUUAACUCAUCUCGCUUGCUUAGGGCAUCUGAUUUAGCUCGUCUGAGAGCUAAAUGCUUUUUAAACCCCACUGAAGAUUUCAGCGCCGCAUGCUCUGACUCGCUGACGCCCCCUUGAACUUGGCUGACUUUCAAAGCAGUUUGUUUGUGUCCAGUUACCAAACACUGGUCCUGCCGCUAGUUAAAAAAUUGAUAAAAAAGACUUUGACUUUCAUAAUCCAGAUUUAUGUGGCGAAGUUCAUAAUCAUGUCUUAUGUAUUAUUAUUUUUUUUAAAGUGCAAAGUCCAUAUCUUUCCUAGAAAAAAGCUGGGAUUCCAGCAAUGUGCUAUCUUAUUGGUGUUUAGCUCAUCCCCCUCACCACUUGACCCUGUAACCUCUGCAGAAGAUAAGGCUGAUGAGAUUAGGGAUUAACAUGCUCAACCACCCACCACAGCCAUCUAUCAUUGUGUGUGUUUGUGUGUGUGUGUGUGUGUGUGUGUGUGUGUGUGUGUGUGUGUGUGUGUGUGUGUGUGUGUGUGUGUGUGUGGUGUGUGUGGUGUUUGCAGACAGGAGGCAAGGGGUGUGCGGGGUAGUGAGAAAGAGAACAAGAAGGGAUGUGCAGCAACAACCUCGAUACAUUACGCAAUUACACACACACACAUAAGGUAUUCAUAUGUGCAUGCCUGAACACAAGCAUGCGCCUGCACACGAGCACGAACAGAUAAGCAAAUAAACAUUUGGGACAAUCUACAUGAAUACGGUAUAUCACUGAACCAGUGUGCAUCAUACACAUCUGUGGUGUAACAGCCAUUUCUAACCCAUGUGAAACUGUAGAUUAUGCCUGUAAAUGUAGCUGUCUACAAACUGAUGGAUUUUGCUGUGUGUCUUUCUAUCUUCUGCAACUAAAUGUGAAUCGUUUCCUUGUGUACAGUAGUAACAUCUGUGGUGUUUUAGAGUUGUUCUCUACUACCCAAAGCUGUAAACUUUGACUUGACAAGAGACUUCUGACUGGAUAACACAAUUAUAAUCAUAAUAAUAAUAUGUGGCAAUUUGCCAUGUUGCAGGUUAUUGCAAAGGUUUUGUAGCUGUAGUAAAUAAAGUGCAUUUACAUUACUUAUUCAUUGUGAUUAAAUUCAUGAUUGCCGGGUUGUCCUGCCAAUUGCUGUGCAAUUGGCCUAUUCAGAAAGACAGUCAUGUGGAUCGAUCCACCUAUAUUCAUUUAUAGAUAUUUAUUAUUAUUCUUUAAAAGGUCUAAUAAUUUGCAGAGGAGCCUUUGUGUCAACAAUGUCAAACAUCAUUUUAAAGGGUUUUGACCAGUGCCAUGUCAUUAAUUAGCACAGUCAACAUUUAGAGACUUGACUUGAGACUUGACUAGGACUUGUUUUAGAUUACUUGAGACUUCGCUUAAACAUUCCCCAAAAGAAAAACAGCUCUGCUAUUACCACUCUGAUUUGGGGAGGGGAGAAGAUGGGACAGAUAAAGUGCACCAAAACAGCCAUAAAUCUAUAAUGAUCAAAAAAUAAAGAUUACUGCUCCACAGCAAUAUGACAAACCAAAGGAUAACAAAAACACACCAGAAUGCUGAGAAAAUACUUACAAAAAACCCUGCAAUAAGCUGACUGUGGAAAUACAGCAAUGGGUCUGCACUUAGCCUGGGAUCCACUACUACGGCUAACUGCUCUGGGAUUCGAUCCAAGUCUUCCAUCUCAGUAUCGACUCAAUACCCAUGGACCUCAUGGACUUGCAAUAGAAACGUCCUUGUAUAGUGUUACGCAAUAAUCAGUGGCUGAAAACUCUGUAUUGAGCGUAUUCAAAAGCAAAAAGGGUGUGUGGUGGAGAUGUGAUGUUGUUGAAUUAACAGUAAUGUUACUUUGCCGUGUUCUGUUCUGUGUCUUCAUCAUCCAAGUUGUACUCAGCCAGAUGAGCUUUCUCUGACCCUAUGCAUGUGACCCUUCACCCCCACAUCUGUAGUAAUAACAUUGACUUCUCCCUCUGACCUGGAUGUAAAUAAACCCAGUACUGUAGAACAGUCUGUUUUUGGCCCAUCCCUGUACAUACAAACUUGUAAAUACAAACAGCUAUGCAUGCUGAAAACCUAGCAAUUCUUUCAGGUACUUUUAUAAUCCCCAAAUUCUCAUAUGGCAUGUGCUGGAAAAAUAAGAAUACAUUUAAAAAAAAGUAGAAAAAAAGAAAAGAUUAAAAAAAAGUUUAAAAUAAAUGAGUUGAUAAUAUUGUCAGGCAAUAUCUCUCUUGGACAGUGUGUGUAGAGUCUUCCUGUUUUCUUACUCCUGUGGGUGGUUCUCUUCCUUUGCCUGUCUUCUGUGUUUCUCCUCACCAUCUGUGUCAGUUGUUGUCAGUUGGUAUUUGUACAGCAGCGAGGGUUGAGGCAGAGCAGAACAGAGAGGGGGACGUUCACCAGCUGACCUCUGUGAUUGCACUCCAAUUCAGCAGCAGCAGUGCUUUAAGUUGGCAAAGCUAUUUAUGCCUGGGACACAAUUUCAAAAGUUCAGUUCCUGGCAUGAACCACCCAUCAUUACAGCAUAUCCCCAUGCUUGUCAUGCGAAGGCCCUCUGGAUUUGCAGCAAGUCAAGAAAACGGUUUUGGUUGGAAUCAAAAUUAGAUUCUUUUUAUUUAUAUUUUUUGUAGCCUUCUUGAAGUUUGUUAAGCUGUCAAUCACAGACAAGCAGCAUUCUGUGUACCCACUGUGUAGUUUCAUAAGAUAGACAAGUGCAGAUAAAUUCUUGCAAGUACUAUUUUACCCGGUUUUAGAGAAAGUCACAUUUUUUG